CCCAGCGGCGCCCCGCGGGGCGAGCCUCCGGCGGGGGGCGGCGGGUCCUCCAUCCCCGCCAUCGACCCCGGGGCGCUGCAGGACGUGGUGGCCCUGGCCGGGCAGGUGGCGGCGCAGGUGGACGAGCUGCUGCGGAACGUGCACUGCGGGCUGCAGGCGCUGACGGCGCUCAGCGUCGGCUGCAUCCAGACCUACCGCGACGGCGUGGAGAGCCUGGGCGAGGCGGCCGACCUCAGCAUCCGCGCCAUGUACGCGCUGGUGGCGCGCUGCGAGGAGCUGGACCGCGCCAUGCAGCCCGUGCCCGCCCUGGCCAAGCGCAUCCGUGACAUGAAGGGCACGCUGGAGCGGCUGGAGGGGCUCUGCAAGUCCCCCCCCCCCCCCCCCCCCCCCGCCGCUCCCGCCGCCGCCCCUCCCGUGCCGGCAGCGGGGGCCUGGCGCCGCUGCGCUCUCGCCCCGCCGCUCGCGGCGUCCGCAGCUCCCGCCCGCACAUCCUCGCUCGCUCUCCCCGUGCGUGACUUGCCGGCAUCAGUGGCCAGAUCCCCUGUGCUGGUCUGGACGAAGGGAAAUUUUUGCGACCGACGAAAGAAAGGGUCCCGGUUGAAAACCGCGGGGUAA
Messenger RNA from Ficedula albicollis (Collared flycatcher), 615 nucleotides. It is a transcript of the gene BORCS6, whose product is annotated as BLOC-1 related complex subunit 6. The annotation marks the transcript as partial. Gene Ontology annotation, cellular component: BORC complex. The transcript has a single exon. Gene Ontology annotation, biological process: lysosome localization. NCBI's taxonomy places the organism in Eukaryota, Metazoa, Chordata, Aves, Passeriformes, Muscicapidae. The record is from RefSeq and is a predicted model, not a curated record.